Molecule: messenger RNA, 971 nt
Organism: Rotaria sordida
Lineage: Eukaryota; Metazoa; Rotifera; Eurotatoria; Philodinida; Philodinidae
Source: the annotation of a GenBank genome assembly
AUGGGAGAUGUCAUCAAUUGCACGAGAUUUCUUUGUCGAGCCGAUGACUUGGUUUCAUUACCAGAAGAACCAAUCGAGAUUCCAAGAAUUCCUCUUAUUUCACUUGCAUAUCGUGUUGGAACUCUUUUGAGUGUAUUUGGCGAGAAAACAAAUGAACAACAUUUGAUAAAUGCUCUUCAACAAACUGUUUGGCAAUGGCGAGAACAAGGAAUACCAGUUAACUCUUAUGAAUUUGCGUCGUAUCCAAGAUUAGAUGUAUUUCCGGCUCAAUACGUCAUCUUUCUGGAAUUGAUUGAAGAUCAAGAACACAAGAUUGAUGCACAACAACUUCAAAUUCUCAAGAAUACCGUCAAUGCAGAAGUCGAACAAGAACUUUGCAAAGCGAACCAAAAUUAUCAAAAUAGUCGAAGUUCAACAAAGCUUGGUCCGCUUAAUGCUAUUCUUGUACGAAGUGGAACAUUCUCAACUUUUUUGAACAAGUUCUUGUGGACUGAUAACGCAAGUCCUGUGCAAAUCAAGCCUCAUCGAAGGUUGAGGAAUGAAGAACACAUUAGAUUCUUUUAUGAUAAUCAAAUUGAUACAUCAUUUUUCUAAUUGUGACUCUUCUUGCAACAAUAAUAACAAUCGAGUCGAUUCGCAUAUGAUAUGUCGGCAAUUUAUUUUAGAUUUUAAUAGUGAUUUGUUUGAAUUAAUUAAUGCUUAAUUUCUUCUUAUUUUACAACAAUAAAAGAAAUAAAUAUAUUAUCAUUUAAAUUCCUCUUGCCAUUCUAUUCUAGCUACAAAAAGAUUCGAUAUCCAAUAUCAUUCCAAUAAUUGACGAUCUAAGGCUAGAGAGAUUGCAACACUCAUAGCGCCACUACCGGUUGUCAUUAUUUACUACUAUAUUAUAUCUUUUCACUGUUGAAACGAAUUUACCACAUUACUCAGAACAUCACUAAACUUUGCUUGAAUGCAAAGCUACUUUCUAACUA